This is a messenger RNA of Sciurus carolinensis (gray squirrel), 1690 nucleotides long. Its product is annotated as eukaryotic translation initiation factor 1A, X-chromosomal-like. Gene Ontology annotation, cellular component: cytoplasm. The coding region runs from base 209 to 643 and encodes 144 amino acids. The transcript is spliced from 7 exons. NCBI's taxonomy places the organism in Eukaryota, Metazoa, Chordata, Mammalia, Rodentia, Sciuridae. Gene Ontology annotation, molecular function: RNA binding; translation initiation factor activity. Gene Ontology annotation, biological process: translational initiation. The record is from RefSeq and is a predicted model, not a curated record.
GGGGCGAAAGAGGACCCAACAGGCCACCGGAGUCUCGGUAUCUCCGUUGCUGUUUCGUCAUAGUGUACAGUUGCCAUUUAUCUGAGAGUUUCCGUAGGUAGACGUUGUUUACUCAACCCGCGACUGAUAGCUACUUCCUGCUUUCUCAUCUAGCCCGGGGAAAGGAGUUAGCAGAUACCAUCGGAAAAAAGUUGUUGCGGUCACCGCCAUGCCUAAGAAUAAAGGUAAAGGAGGUAAAAACAGACGCAGAGGUAAAAAUGAAAAUGAAUCUGAAAAAAGAGAGUUGGUUUUUAAAGAGGAUGGACAAGAGUAUGCUCAGGUAAUCAAAAUGUUGGGAAAUGGACGGUUGGAAGCAAUGUGUUUUGAUGGUGUAAAGAGGUUGUGCCAUAUUAGAGGCAAAUUGAGAAAAAAGGUUUGGAUAAAUUCCUCAGACAUCAUUUUGGUUGGUCUGCGAGACUAUCAGGAUAAUAAAGCUGAUGUAAUUUUAAAGUACAAUGCAGAUGAAGCUAGAAGUCUGAAGGCAUAUGGAGAGCUUCCAGAGCAUGCUAAAAUCAAUGAAACAGAUACAUUUGGUCCUGGAGAUGAUGAUGAAAUUCAGUUUGAUGAUAUUGGAGAUGAUGAUGAAGACAUUGAUGACAUCUAAGCUGAACUCAGUGUUUCUGAGGAUUAUUCCACUGUUGAGAUCUCGGCUGAUAUAUCACCUACUAAGAAGAAUAAAACUUCAUUUAGAAUGAGUAAAAUUUGUUAAAGCAGAUUGAUUUAUUUCAUUUUUUAAAAGUAUUUAUUAUAUUUUAUUAAAACUAGAGUUACCGUAAAUGACAUGUUAAUAACACUGUUCUUAAUUAAAUUUAGAGAUAAAGGCUAUGAUAAAUUUGCCAUGUUAAAACCAAAGUAAGGUGGAAAUACUUCCCAUUUGUGACUACUUCAUUUCUAGUAAAUUAAUGUUUUUAAAUAUUUGCCUUAUACGUUGUGGAUUAUAGUAAGCCCUAAAUCCCAUUGCUCUGUUUACAGUGUGUUUGCUAUCUAGUUAACUAGAUGUGCUCUUGAGAUUUUUAGAAAAAAGAUAUCUGCAUUUGAAACCAGAAAAAAUAGGGCUACUUUUCUUAUUUAUUUAGCAAAAUGUAUUUUGAUACUUUAAUGUCUUCUACAUUCCUUCUUUAUGUAUGUUCCCACCAUCCAAAGUAAGCUUUUCCAAAAUGUAGUUUUUAAAACAUGGAUAGCAAUUUUGAGUUUCGAAGAUUAGCAGUUAUAAAUGGAACACCAGGUGAUAACCAUUUUUCUUCACAUUAGAAUGUUGAUAUGAAUUGACAUUGUUUUUAUUUAAUUUUUAAGAUCAUAUAAAAAUAGAAAAUGAAAAAUGAAUAAGAAAUACAUUGUUCUAAUAUUUACCUAGAAAAUUUUCCUAACAAGGAAACUUUUAAUGUUAUAUAAAAUAGUUUUUUGCAAAAUAAGCUAUAUAAAAAAAGUUCCCCCCACCCCAAGUCAUCCAUUUUAGCCCACAUUUUGGGACUUUAUGGAUAAUUAAAUUGCAAAUGGAAAACUAAUUUUAUAGCAUUCUAUAAACUAAGACUUUCUUAAACUAACUUUAGGUUAAGGGAAAAAGGGUUAACAACUUACUGAAAAGAGUUUCUGUUUUCUGUAUGGAGAAGCCACAACACUAGAAAUAUAAUAAAGUCUUAUAUUGAAUAUA